Molecule: messenger RNA, 1335 nt
Organism: Boeremia exigua
Lineage: Eukaryota; Fungi; Ascomycota; Dothideomycetes; Pleosporales; Didymellaceae
Exons: 3
Coding region: 1-1335 (444 amino acids)
Biological process (GO): CDP-choline pathway
Cellular component (GO): nuclear envelope
Molecular function (GO): choline-phosphate cytidylyltransferase activity; phosphatidylcholine binding
Source: RefSeq, a predicted model, not a curated record
AUGCCACCCAAGCGCAAGAGGUCCAACACUGUUGGCUCGGUCAAGAAAGACGGAAUGGACGUCGUGCAGCCAUCAUCGCGCGACGCGUCCGACGAAGGCGCUGAGGACUCCGUGCUGCAGGAAGUCACAUCGAAGAAAGAGCGCCAGGCCGAGUCAACGAAACGCGGACGCGCCGGAAACCCUAGCGACGAGAGCGAUGCUGAGGAUGAUGACGAGCGCGUCAGCAAAAAGACCAGACGCUCUUCUGCCGACAGGCUCAAGAAUGGCGAGAACGGAGAAGCAAGCACAAUGCGCAUGGAGGCGCCACCAGGCGCUGGUCUGACCGACCCCGCUGGCGGCUUUAAGACGAACCCUCCUGCGAUGGACCGCCCAAUUCGGGUAUAUGCAGAUGGUGUUUUCGAUCUGUUCCACAUUGGCCAUAUGCGUGCGCUGCAGCAGGCCAAGACUGCAUUCGCUCACCUCGCUCCCAACAAUCCGCAAGUCGAGCUCGUAGUCGGCGUGACAGGGGACACUGAGACGCACAAGCGCAAGGGUCUUACAGUUCUGUCGGCGAGAGAGCGCGCGGAAAGUGUUCGACACUGCAAGUGGGUCGACGAGGUCAUUCCAGACUGCCCUUGGAUCGUCACGACCGACUUCCUCGAGAAACACAAGAUCGACUACGUUGCGCACGACGAUCUUCCUUAUGGCGCAGAUGAGGGGGAUGACAUUUAUGGACCUAUCAAGGAGAGGGGCAUGUUUCUUGUCACUCAGCGAACGGAAGGUCUGAGCACAACAGGCAUUAUUACCAAGAUUGUUCGCGAUUACGACCAAUACGUUGACCGCCAGCUGAAGCGUGGCACAUCGCGCAAGGAGCUCAACGUCUCCUGGCUCAAGAAGAACGAGUUGGACCUCAAGCGCAACAUGGUCGAGUUCCGCGACAGCAUUAAAGCCAACUGGGCGACCACAGGUCAAGAACUUACAAAAGAUUUCCGUCAAUUUUGGCAGACGAGCCGCCCGGCCAGUCCAGCGAGAACGCCUACACGCGAACAUGCAAAUGCGAUGGAACAGAUUGCAGUUGACGCUCGAUCACCGUCUGCGUUGUCGAGACUCAGCCAUUUGGAUAUCCCACGUGGUAACGCGGAGAGGGGAAGCACCGAGUUUGCAGCUGGUUACAACUUGGGCCUGAUAGGCGGUGUAAGGGCAUGGAUGGCUAGGAGCCGUCGUAACCUGAAUGACAGCAGACCUCAGAGUCCCUCAAACAGCAGCGAAGACGAACGCGAAGACCGCAGUCCGCAAGCUGAGCCUCGCCGAGGGCGAAGCGGAAGGAAGGGUGAUGACCUAGAUAUUGAGGCUUAG